Molecule: messenger RNA, 2017 nt
Organism: Zeugodacus cucurbitae (melon fly)
Lineage: Eukaryota; Metazoa; Arthropoda; Insecta; Diptera; Tephritidae
Product: putative fatty acyl-CoA reductase CG5065
Exons: 11
Coding region: 127-1623 (498 amino acids)
Biological process (GO): long-chain fatty-acyl-CoA metabolic process
Cellular component (GO): peroxisome
Molecular function (GO): alcohol-forming very long-chain fatty acyl-CoA reductase (NADP+) activity
Source: RefSeq, a predicted model, not a curated record
AAAGAAAUUAUUUUCAGUUUGUGUUGGACGACAUCGAAGUGCACAUUCGACAAAGUUGUAAGCUGUUUCCGCUGAUUUUUUAUAGAACUGCAUUUUCACUAAACAGGAUACAGUUAGCAGUUUAAAAUGCUUAUAUCACAAUUUUUCGAAAACCAGGAGAUCUUUAUUACAGGAGGAUCAGGUUUCAUUGGGAAGGGGCUCAUUGAAAAAAUUUUGCGCUCUUGUCCAAAUGUAGGCGCGGUCUACGUCCUAUUACGACCGAAAAAAGGAAAGAAUAUCGAGGAUCGUUUAAAUGAUAUAUUAAAUUCUCAACUAUUUGAACGACUUAGGCAAGAACAACCGCAAAAUUUGAAGAAAGUACAUGCCAUUGCAGGUGAUUGUAGUGAGCUAGGUUUGGGCAUUAGUGAAUUCGAUUUGAUACGAUUGAAAAAUGUGAACAUUAUUUACCAUUCAGCUGCCAGUGUAAGAUUUGAUGAUCCAUUGCGCGAUGCUAUUCUCAUGAAUACACGUGGCACCUAUGAGCUGAUCAAAAUCGCUGAAAAUCUUAAGCAUUUAAAGGUCUUUAUACACGUUUCCACAACUUACUGUUAUCCAAAUCGACGAGUUGUUGGGGAACAGUUUUACCCAUCUUAUGCAGAUUGGCGAACAACAAUUAAGCUGGCCGAAACAUACAAUACUGAAAUGUUGAACGUCUUCAAUCUGAAAUAUGGCGACUUCCAACCAAACACUUACACAUUUACAAAGAGUUUAGCUGAACAAAUCAUCAAGGAGUAUAAAGAUCGUCUUCCUUUGGUCAUAUUUCGACCAUCAAUAGUUGUAUCAUCCAUUAUCGAUCCAGUUCCUGGGUGGGUGGAUAACUUCAACGGCCCCAUUGGAAUGCUAGUGGCUUGUGGCAUUGGCAUAUUCCGUACAAGUUAUGGUGAACCAAAUAUUAUUUCUGACUUUGUACCAGUCGAUAUAGUUGUGCGAGCCAUGCUAAUUGCUACAUAUCGUAAGGGUAAUGAGAAUAGAGAUAAAGAUGCAUCGAAAUUGGAAGUAGUUAAUUGUGCUGCUUCAAAGAUUUGUCCAAUCACUACUGGCGAAGUCAUCGAAAUCGGCAAAAAAGUUAUAAAAGAAACGCCUUUUGAAAAGACACUAUGGGUACCAGAUGGAAGCAUAACGCGGUGUCCAGUAUGGAAUUUUAUACGGUUCUUUACUCUGCAAAUUUUGGUAGCAAUAUUUGCCGAUUUUGCCUUGCGGUUUACUAAUACAAAACCAUUUCUAUUAAAAUUACAAAGACGUAUUUACGCUGCUACAUUGGCAUUGCAUUAUUUUGUAACCACUGAAUGGGACUUCAAGAACGACAAUUUCUAUGAAUUAAAUUCCUUUGUACCAGAGUCUGAAGUCGACAAAUUUGGGUUCUUACAAUACAGAGAUCUAGAUUACGAACAAUUUUUCCGCAAGGGUAUACGUGGGGCAAGAGUAUUUCUGUUAAAUGAACCGCCAACGUGUUCUCAGGGUGCAUUGACACGCAUGAAAAUCUACAAAGCAUUACACUUUCUCUUCAAGUUGAUCGGAAGUGUGCUGAUUCUACGCUUUGUAGCAAAUUUCAUUUAUUAUAAAUUUUUUACUACUGUCAUAUAACUGCAUCCAUAUUACAUUCUCGUUUUUUUCAUUUCAUUCAUUUGGAAUACACAUUGACAUUUUAUGUAAUUUAAUGCACCUACCCGAUAUAAAACUUGUAUUUUUGAAUUAUGUAGUUCAAAUGGAUAGUUCGUUUGCUUACAAAAAUUCUAACUUUCAGCAAUAAAAAGAUACGUAAUUUAUUUUUAUAUAUCUUGGUUUAUUUUUGUUGACAAAUUUAUUACAAUUAUUUUCUUGCUAUUUGCUGUUCAAUAUCUUGUAGUAGCAAUUUGAUGCGUUUUAUCUAUCCUUCGCAAACUAAUCUUCUUUACGUCAAAUCUCAACCACAUAGGUUGGAAAAAUAUACACAUAUGCAUGGUUGCGGAUGACCUUGUUCUUGUUCUUCGCAGUCUUA